AUGGGGGAGGAGGGGGGUCGCUGCACGAGGCGGGGGCGUGUCAGGGGUAGAGGCCCCUGUCAGCUCAUUAGCCUCCUCUCUCCUCAGUCACAAUGUGUGGUUCCCCCGCCCAGCUGCAUCAUGGGAGAACAGGCUGCCCGGUACACCGCAAGGCUCCACUCUGACCCUCCCUCUGCCAUCAGCCCCGUGAGGAAAAGACUGCCCGCUGCCCUGUUUGAUGGUGACAACAUGUACAUGAAUGACAAUAACCACGAGUUCCGGACACCGAACCAGAGUUACUCCAGUCAGGGCAGAGGCGGCGCCGGGGACGAGGACUACGAGAUCCCCCCCAUCACGCCUCCCAACCACGCGGACCCCUCCCUGCUGCACCUGAUGGAGCACGAGCCGGGGUACCCCUUCCACGGGCUGCCUCACAACGGCCUGCUUAACUCCUACUCCUACCCUGAGCUGCCCGCCCUCAUGAUGUCAAACAUGCUGGGCCAGGACUCACACCUGCUCUCCGGACCCAUGCACUCGAUAAGCAGCGAGAAGAGGGGCGCCGCGGACAUGAUGAAGCCCAAGCCCAAACCGCAGAAGAAGAAGAAGAAGAAAGACCCCAACGAGCCGCAGAAGCCCGUGUCGGCCUACGCGCUCUUCUUCAGGGACACGCAGGCUGCCAUCAAAGGACAGAACCCCAACGCCACCUUCGGAGACGUGUCCAAGAUCGUGGCCUCCAUGUGGGACAGCCUGGGCGAGGAGCAGAAGCAGGCCUACAAGAGGAAAACGGAGGCUGCCAAGAAGGAGUACCUAAAAGCACUGGCUGCGUACCGAGCCAGCCUGGUUUCCAAGACCUACAACGACGAACCAAAGAGUGCCCAGCAGAGCAGCCAGUCGCCCCACCUGCUGCAGCCCAAGCAGCCGCUGUACUCGGUGCCCCCCCAGCCCUCCUCUCCAUACCUGGGGCCCCCGGGAUCCUUCCCUCUGUCCGAGCUGCAGAGCUACGGGCCCCGCCACGGCCUGAGCCAGUCCCAGAUGUUGCCCCCCAGCAUGAGUGCCUCUCCCCCUACCUCCUUCCAGAUCAGCCCCCCUCUGCACCCCCACGCCCAGCUCUCCCUGCACCAGAGCUCCCUGCUCAACCAGCCAAUCCGGAUGCAGCAGUCUCAGCCAAUCAUCUCCCACCAGAUGGCGCUGCACUCGCCCCCACUGGGACAGCAGGGCUUCUCCCACCUCCCUCCGGAUUACCAGAACAGUGUGGGGGGAUCACAGUCUCCAGGAGCCCCAGCCCCGGGACAUGGACCAAACCCAGACUGGGACGGAGACUACUGCAACAGGGACUGCGGGCCCAACCACUGCGGCAGCGGCAUGCCUCCUCGGGACAAGCCUCUCUACCUCACUUGA
Molecule: messenger RNA, 1377 nt
Organism: Knipowitschia caucasica
Lineage: Eukaryota; Metazoa; Chordata; Actinopteri; Gobiiformes; Gobiidae
Source: the annotation of a GenBank genome assembly